AGCUUCCGUCAAUACUAGCAUAUACUCGAAAAGAAAAUCAUCAAAAUUCUCCAUAAACUUUCAACGCAAUUGGCUCACUACUUCGAUUCCCAUCUAAUAUUAUAUAUAAAUAGACUGAGUGGAGCGGCUUAAAAUUAGGAAGAGAGAGAGCGAGCGAGGGGAUUGGAAAAAAGCUAGGCAGAUGGGAGAAAUAGUAGGGAAAUGCAAUAGUAACAAUGGUAUAAUUGUGGUUGAUUCAAUGACAGAGCAACCAUAUCGAAGCACUUCCUUAAAAACUUUUUCAAAGAAAAGUUUUGAUUCUUUUAGAGUCCACAGUUUUGAUGAGGAGAAUCCAACUGUCAUUGACGGGAUUAGUUUUUCGUCGGCGGCGGAGGCGGCGGCGGCCGUCUCCGGGCAAUGGCCAGCGAAGGAGUUGAACCCUCAGGACGCAUGGCUCCCCAUCACAGAGUCCAGAAAUGGGACUAUAUACUCUUCUGUUUUUCAUGUGUUGUGCUCUGGGAUUGGAUUCCAAGCCAUCCUAUUACCCCUCGCAUUUGCAUCUCUUGGAUGGGUAUGGGGAAUCAUAUGCUUGUCGUUGGCUUUUUCGUGGCAACUCUAUACAAUAUGGCUUCUGGUCAAUCUUCACGAAUCUGACUCUGGACUUCGUUACAGUAGAUUUCUCCAUCUCUCAAUCGCUGCCUUUGGUCCAAAGUUUGGGAAAAUAAUGAGCAUAUUUCCGGUGAUGUACCUAUCGGGAGGAACGUGUGCAAUGAUGAUUAUCACAGGAGGUGGGACCAUGCAACUGUUCUUCAAGAACAUUUGUGGCGAUGGGCCUGGGCUUUCGUGCAAGGCCCAAUCACUGAGUGGAGUAGAAUGGUUCUUGGUGUUCACUUGCAUGGCUAUUCUUCUGGCUCAACUUCCCAACUUGAAUUCCGUCACCAUUAUUUCAUUCCUCGGUGCUGUCGCGGCAAUUGUGUACUGUACUAUUCUUUGGGCUCUUCCCCUCAGUAUGGAUAGGCCCAUAGACGUAUCGUAUGAUCCACUCCCAACAAACUCGAAAUUUGACAAAUAUGGUGAUCUUCUUAAUGGUAUCGGACUUAUCAUUCUUGCUUUCAGAGGCCAUAACGUUAUCCUUGAAAUACAGGCGACGUUACCAUCAAGUCCCAAAAACCCAUCCCGUAAGAUAAUGUGGACAGGAAUCAAAAUCGCAUACAUACAAAUAGCCAUGAUUUUGUUUCCCAUCGCCAUAGCUGGAUUUUGGGCUUAUGGAAAUAUGAUAUCAGCGAAUGGUGGAAUGGUAAAGGCACUCUCUCAAUUCCAUGGACAAGACUUCUCUAAGUUUGUGAUGGGCCUAAUCUACCUCUUAAUAAUAAUAAACUGCUUAUGCACUUUCCAAGUCUAUUCCAUGAUAGUUUUCGACAAUUUGGAAUUUAGAUACACCUCCAUCAAGAAGCAACGAUGCUCGAGGUUGCUCCGAACAGUUUUUCGUCUCUGUUUUGGAGGCCUUGUGUUCUUUAUAUCUGUGGCUUUUCCAUUCUUGGGUAGCUUGGCACCUCUGGUUGGGGGCCUAACAAUGCCUUUGACAUAUUCUUAUCCAUGUUUCAUGUGGAUAUCUAUCAAGAAACCUCACCCUAUUCGCCCAAUGUGGUUGCUCAAUAUGGUACUCGGUUGCUUGGGAGUGAUCUUAAGUGUCGUUUUAGUUGUUGCUGCAAUAUAUAACUUGGUCGACAACGGCCUCAAUGCAAACUUUUUCAGACCUUAACGUCACAUUUUUAUUUGCCACAAAGUUUAACUAGGACUACUUUAUAAUACAUCAAGUGUGUUCAGUUGGCAAGUUUGUACAGGUUCAUUGAUAAAUAAACUUGUUCUUUUUGGUAAAAUAUUAUUAAGAUGA
Messenger RNA from Humulus lupulus (European hop), 1873 nucleotides. RefSeq names its product lysine histidine transporter-like 7. The transcript is spliced from 5 exons. The record is from RefSeq and is a predicted model, not a curated record. Lineage: Eukaryota; Viridiplantae; Streptophyta; Magnoliopsida; Rosales; Cannabaceae. Bases 182 to 1741 code for a protein of 519 amino acids. Gene Ontology annotation, cellular component: plasma membrane.